Messenger RNA from Stylonychia lemnae, 897 nucleotides. The record is from the annotation of a GenBank genome assembly. Lineage: Eukaryota; Ciliophora; Spirotrichea; Sporadotrichida; Oxytrichidae.
AUGAAAAGACUCUUGCAAAAUUUAGAAUAACAACCCUCAGGCCAGCAGUUCUAAAGGCCUCCUUUAUCAAGGCCUGGAUAGUAAUAAAAACCAGCUAUUUAGAUAUCAAAAGUUGGGUAAGGGGCUGCUAAUCCAAACUCUAGAAUCAGAAGAUAAAACUCUCACCUUGGCCAAAUAGCUAAGAAUAUAAUGAGUGGAAACAGUAUAAUUGAUUAAGAUGCCUAGAAAUUCAAUAUUCAAGCAAUAAAGGAAAAUUUAAUAAUUGGAAGUAAUUUACAUUAAAGAUAAAGCCACUCUUAAAACAGAAACAAUUAUGGGAAUAAUAUAAGAGGAUAAUAAUCCAAAGAGAUAGAUUUCUCAGGCUGGAAAAAAUCUACUUCUAGUAAUCUUUCAUAGAGGUAAUUGAACAGAAAACCAUCAAAUAAGGGAAUAAAUGAUGAUAUAGAUUUAAAUCUAGAUUAAAAGCAAUAGCAAAACUAUCCAAAGCCUCAAGCCCCUGUGCAGCAACUUGGAAUUGAUACUCUUAAUGAUUACAUGAAAAAAUAAGCUAAAAUUUAGAAUAAAAACAGUCAAGCUUUCAAUCCAUUUUUAAAGUAGCAAUAACCUUAAUAGUAAUCUUAGACAUAUUAUGGUUAAAAUGAUUAUAACUAGAAUAUUCAGGAGGAUUUGUUCGAAGAUUAUGAGAGUCAAUAGGAAUUUCAAAUGUUCUAAAACUAGCAUCAAAUGAAUGAAAAUAUAAAUUAUUCCAAUCCCCAUGAGCAAUAGUAUCAACCCUAAUAUUAGCCUUAGAAAAGAAAUCUUCCACCAAAGAAUGUAGCAGGAACUGGAUCAUAAUCUGAGAGAGAAGUCUUUUUCAAGAAACUAAGAGAGGCUGCCUAACAUAUAAAUCAAAAUUGA